Owenia fusiformis is the source of this 1240-nucleotide messenger RNA. Lineage: Eukaryota; Metazoa; Annelida; Polychaeta; Sabellida; Oweniidae. The record is from the annotation of a GenBank genome assembly.
UGGGCCUAAAAGUAUUAUUUUUCUUCUUCGUGUUGGUUUUCAAAUGGAAAUCUUUUUGCAGUGAGUGAAUGAGUGGUCGACUAUGAGUCUCCCAUGGGUGCUCCUGUUCGGGCACAGCCUGAUAAACAGGAUUUUAGAACCAGGUGAGGAUUUCUCUGAGGAGUUCAGGAAUAAGUGUCCCCCAUCUUUGGAUUUGAGUGUAGAUCAGUGUCAUCUCUCUUAUGAAGGGGUGCCAGGCGGUACUUUGAAGAAACUAGAUGAGAGGGAUUUGUGGAAGUCCAUGAACAAUUUCGACGUAGUAGUGGCACAAAUUGCAGGGAAUGAUGUUAAACAUAUCGUGAUGUCAAAUCUGGAGAUACAGGGAAUAUGCAUGAAGACCUUGAAUAUGGUUCAGAGGCUACUUCAAUAUGUAUCGGUGGUGGUCUUAUGCAAAUUGUUCUACAGGAAAGCGUCUUUAUCAAGGUCAUCUAGGAUCAGAUGUACUGACCAUCAGAGAAAUUACAAUGCUAAUGUGGACAAAAUCAAUGCAAACUUAUCAUACGAAUUAAAGAAUGAAACAAAUAUAUACUUGUGGAGGACUAAGGGCCAGAUCUUGAAUGGGUUGUCCAUGCUAGGAGUUGAUGGGACCCAUUUCAAUGAGGACGGUCACUACAAAUAUUGGCGCUCGUUGAGAGGAGCUGUUUUACAUGGCUUAGCAAUGUUAGAUGGCGCAACAGCCGGGAGGGAACCCCCAGCUGUUAAAUCAGGUAGGGGACAACGUGGCUCAAGCAGCCCAGCAGUUACCCCAACAGGGUCAAAUGGCGGGCCAACAAGCAGUGAUGCCAAAUCAAAAUGCAGCGAAUGGGGGCCAAGCACAACCCCAGGUUCCUAUUGCAGGACACCAACAAAAUCCAAACAUGGGCCAACAAUUGGGCCCAGGCCAAGGUCCACUCCAAAAUCCAGUGAUAGGCCAAGGUCAGGCCGGGAAUAUCCAAAUACCAAAUCCCGGUAUGGGUCAGGUUUUGAUGCCAAAUCCAGGCAUGAAUCAGGGUCAACCAGGAAACGGAAUAGGCCAGGGAGUGCUGCCAAACCCAGGCAUCAAUCCGGGGCAACCAGGAAAUCAACAGUUUCAAAACCCCGGAUUGGACCAGGGCUACAAUCAACAACCCGGUAUGAAUCAGGGCUACAACCAGAAUCAAAUGAUAGGCCAAGGCUACAACCACAACCCCGGUAUGGGCCAGGGCAACAACCAAAACCCCGG